Molecule: messenger RNA, 1878 nt
Organism: Aspergillus terreus NIH2624
Lineage: Eukaryota; Fungi; Ascomycota; Eurotiomycetes; Eurotiales; Aspergillaceae
Gene: kexA
Product: serine-type carboxypeptidase kexA
Exons: 3
Coding region: 1-1878 (625 amino acids)
Biological process (GO): proteolysis; apoptotic process
Cellular component (GO): trans-Golgi network
Molecular function (GO): serine-type carboxypeptidase activity
Source: RefSeq, a predicted model, not a curated record
AUGGUUUCCCUCUCGUUGCGCGGGGCCCGACGGACAGCCAAGGAUGCUGCCUCCUUGCCGUUCCUGUCCUGGACACUGUCUUUACUCGCGUUGAAUCCAUUACUCGUUUCUGCAAAGUCGGCUGCGGACUACUAUGUCCGCUCACUACCUGGCGCCCCGGAGGGGCCCCUGUUGAAGAUGCAUGCUGGGCACAUCGAAGUAGACCCCGAGAACCACGGAAACCUGUUCUUCUGGCACUUCCAGAAUCGCCAUAUCGCCAACCGCCAACGAACCGUCAUCUGGCUGAAUGGAGGCCCCGGAUGUAGCUCUAUGGAUGGUGCGUUGAUGGAGGUCGGCCCCUACCGGCUGAAGGACAAUUCUACGCUGGAGUAUAACGAGGGCUCGUGGGAUGAAUUCGGCAACCUCCUCUUCGUGGACCAGCCGGUGGGAACUGGCUUCAGCUACGUCAACGGGAACCAAUACUUGCACGAGAUGGAUGAGAUGGCCGCUCACUUUAUCACCUUUCUGGAGAAUUGGUUCGAUAUCUUCCCCGAGUAUGAGCGUGAUGACAUCUAUAUCGCCGGAGAAUCGUUCGCCGGACAGCACAUUCCGUAUAUCGCGAAAGCCAUCCAGGAGCGGAACGAAAAAGCGCAAAUGAAGCCAAAGUGGAGCCUCCGCGGCCUGCUCAUCGGCAAUGGCUGGAUUUCCCCCAAGGACCAGUACCCUUCUUACCUGACCUUUGCAUACGAAGAAGGCCUUAUUACGAAAGACAGCCGGACGGCCAAGAACCUCGAGGUGUUACAAUCCGUAUGCGAGUCGAGAUUGGAAGCGGGGAAAAAUAAGAUACAUCUGGACGAUUGCGAAAAGGUGUUGAGUGAGAUGCUCACGAAGACCAUGGACGUCUCUAAGAACGAAUGCAUCAACUCGUACGACAUUCGUCUCCGCGACGAAGCUCCCGCCUGUGGCAUGAACUGGCCGCCAGAGUUGACGCACAUGAAUUAUUAUCUCCGGCAACCCGAGCUGAUCAGUGCCUUGAACAUCAACCCCGAAAAGAAAUCCGGAUGGAUGGAGUGCUCGAAUGCGGUGUCGAGCACGUUCCGCACUCAGAAGUCAGUUCCCUCCGUGCAGCUUCUCCCGGGGUUGAUUGAGUCCGGGAUUCCCAUCCUCCUGUUCAGCGGAGACAAAGACCUUAUCUGCAACCAUGUCGGUACAGAAGAGCUCAUCAACAACAUGAAAUGGAAUGGUGGAACCGGCUUUGAGACUUCUCCGGGCGUGUGGGCGCCCCGGCACGAUUGGACGUUCGAGGGCGAACCAGCGGGAAUCUACCAGUACGCCAGGAACUUGACUUACGUGCUCUUCUACAACGCCAGCCAUAUGGUCCCGUAUGACCUCCCGCGCCAGAGCCGGGAUAUGCUGGACCGAUUCAUGCAGGUCGAUAUUGCCAGCAUUGGAGGCAGCCCCGCGGACUCCCGGAUUGAUGGGGAGAAGCUGCCCCAGACCUCGGUGGGAGGUCAUCCGAACAGCACCGCUGCUGAAGAACAAGAGAAGAAAAAGAUGAAGGAAGCGGAAUGGAAGGCGUACGCCAAGUCCGGCGAGGCCGUUCUGGUCGUCGUCAUCAUCGGCGUGAUCGUCUGGGGUUUCUUCAUCUGGCGCAGCCGGCGGCACCACCGCGGGUAUCGCAGUGUUUAUAACAAGAACAUGAGCGGAAGCUCGGUCCUCGAGCGAUUCCACAGCAAGCGCUCUGGAGCGGACAUGGAGGCGGGGGAUUUCGAUGAGGCUGAGCUGGACGAUCUCCAUUCUCCGGGGCUGGAUCGGGAGCACUAUGCGGUUGGGGAUGAUAGUGAUGACGAGCAGCAGCACCAACGGCAGGGUUCUCGACCGGAAGGUGGCCAGUCAUGA